Conger conger (European conger) is the source of this 4242-nucleotide messenger RNA. Its product is annotated as small conductance calcium-activated potassium channel protein 2-like. Gene Ontology annotation, biological process: potassium ion transmembrane transport. Gene Ontology annotation, molecular function: small conductance calcium-activated potassium channel activity; calmodulin binding. Lineage: Eukaryota; Metazoa; Chordata; Actinopteri; Anguilliformes; Congridae. The record is from RefSeq and is a predicted model, not a curated record. The coding region runs from base 1191 to 4175 and encodes 994 amino acids. The transcript has 10 exons. Gene Ontology annotation, cellular component: neuron projection; plasma membrane; neuronal cell body.
UAAUUUAAGUUAUUAAAGCUAAUAAGAUUUUAUCAGUCACCGGAACAAUUUGUCCAGUGGAGGCGCAAACACACAGGAAAAACUGUCAACUGUCAGGAAUACCUUCCCAUACGCAAAUGUUAAGAUGUACUACCCUGUUCUAAAGUCGUGUGAGUAGCUUACUGACCAUGUGUAAGAGUAGUUAGUGGUUCACCGAUAUUCUGCGAUUGUUGUGAGUAGAGUAUAGACCAGUUACCUAUUGAGACCCAGGUAACCAGGUGAGGUGAGUUAACUGUAAUUACUGCUCUAAUUGAUUGAGUGCAGAGUAACAAUGAAAACCAGCAGACCCUAUAGCUCUCCAGGACCAGGGCUGCAGACACUGGUGUAGAUUUUGUAUAAUGGUGCAGAAGAUUUUUGCUGACCCUCUAUAAUGGUCUCGAGAGGGCUACUAACCCUGGGUGAUGAUGGAGAGUGGUUUGCUGACCUGGGGCAAAGGUGGUAAGUAUUUACUGACCUGAUGUCAGGACAAUCGGCCAUCGCUGGAGGGAUUUGUCCUUUGUUGUUGCCAAAGAGAGACUCCCUACUCUGGAUGAAGAUGCAGGCCAGGAGAAAAGCUGGCUUGGAUGAGAAAGGGCUUCAUGGGAACGGACAGUGGACUGUGUGUAUAUAUCUUCAGGUCUAUUUCUUUUGCAGGUUACUCUCCUUCGGAAUUUCUGAAGACUGCUGCCACAGACGAAGGAGGACGCGGGACGAAGCCACUAUGACCUUUUCUUUACUGGAAACAUAAUACACGCCAUAUAACAGCACAUAAAAAAAUAUUAUCUGUAUUCGUGCAAAUUGCUUAUUGAAUAAUUAGCCUAGAUAAAGUUAUAUAAACUUGUAGUUAUAUCAAAUCAAAUAGCCUCCACCAAAGGCUACCUUUCUUUUUUCGUCUUCUCCUUCACGCUUUCUUUUUCAGUUGCUAUGGAUAUCCUUUAGUAUUUAAAUACGGGUUUCCUCAAUGGGUAACGUAAGAAAGGUUUAACUGCCACUGGGAUUCAAUAUCUUGCUGGCGAUCCCAUCUCCACCUAUCCAUCCCGGCGCGCGACACUUCGAUCUUGUGUUGUUGGUGGUGGUGGUGGAGGGGGGGGGGAUUCAUUCACGUAAAGUGUGUUUCUGAGCGACAGAUUUUCUCAUGAAGGUGGUGUUUUUCGUAGCUACACAGUGACGUUAUGAGGCUGGUCCUGGUCAAACCUACCAAUAGGACGAGCCGGCUUGACUCUACUGGGGCUGUUCGCAAUGAAAGGGUGCCAGAUUAUUACAGCGCAAGGGAGCAGCCACAGCAAGACGAAGCUGUAGAGGGGAUGCAGCAUCGGUACUCGGGAGCUGUCUUCCAGCACCAAGCAUCUAGCCAGGAGCAAAGAAGCGCUGACAGCAGUGCGAGCUAUUCUCAAAAAGGAGCAUCGAUUAGAACCCCUCCAGUCUGUAGCUUGCCGCCGCCGCCACCGCCGCACAGGCAACGUACCACAACCUUAUAUCAACAGAACAAUCAGGAGCUGCCCAACCCAAGCCUUUUCAACCGGCAAGACACCACUCCUCGUCAACUGCCGCAAGACGGUGCACAGCGACUGACAAGCCACGGAGCCGGCCACCAGCGACCCCCGAACGACGGCUGCGGCUUCGCGAGUCAACCCGCGCCACGUCUGCAGCAGAAUCUUGAGGCCACCGGCUUUCAUCCGCAGUCGGAACAACCCUUUUAUCAGGACUGCCACUGCGGUCUUUCUAAGGAGGCGAACCCUUCUCGCCAGCGCCAGCCCCUCACGCACCCACAGCCCUCCCCGCCGCCGCCGCCGUCGUCGCUGCUGUUUCUGCAGAGUCCAAAUCGGGAGGAUAAUUUGAAAAAGACUGCUAAUUACCAACAGGAACACCUCGCCUGUAGCUGCAGGAGAGAAGGAGGGCGACAAGACCAUAACCAGUUGUUGCAGCAACAGCAGCAAACCCAUAAUCAUUUAAAGAUACAACGGCAGAACCCCUCCUCUGGUUCAAUUAUACAAAACCCACACCAGGCACUGAAUAUAAAUGCAUGCGAUUCGAGCGAAGUGAACCAACGGUUAUUUUUGUUUCAACCUCAGGACCUGCAGCAACAACCGCCGCCACAAUUGCAGGCGCAGCAACAGCGACUGGUGGGCAGCAGCUUUCCCAACAACUACUGCGCCAACGGAUCGGGAGAGCUGCUGAAUAGGAACCAGCAACCACUACUGUUGCAGCAGCAUCAACAGCAAGACGCACACUGGCAACACCUCUGUGACCAAGACUGCAAGGGACCAGGCGAGAAAAACACAUCCUAUCAACAUCAGUGCCACCAACCUCCAGGCAAUCCACCCUGCUGCCCGCUUGUGAGAAACUUAUCUGCGGCUAGCAGCGACAAAAGCAGCCACCCCUCUUCCUACAGCAACCGCCUGUGGCCGGAGAACCACCACCAAGAAGGAAAACAUACCCGACCAGAGGAACAGCUGGUAAAUGCUGAGCCGAAGAAGCUAAGCCAUGCUGGAUCCAAGCGCUCCCUCCCAGAGAGCAGUUUCCCAUUCCCUGAGAUAGCCAUGAACAGCUGCAAGUACAAUGGGGGCGUGGUGAGACCGCUGGGCAGUCUGGGUGCGUCCCGGCGCAACCUCGCGGAGCUCGACUCCGAGACCCAGCCCCUCCAGACCCUGCACAGCUCCGGCCUGGAGGUGGUGGUCUCCAAGGGCAACGGCGAGGACCCCAGCAAGGCGUCCAGCGAGAGCCUGACCAGGGAGGGAGGCAAUGCGCCGCAGAAGAAGAACAAGGACAUCGGCUACAAGCUGGGCCACCGGAGGGCGCUCUUCGAGAAGCGGAAGCGGCUGAGCGACUACGCCUUGAUCUUUGGGAUGUUCGGUAUCGUCGUCAUGGUGACGGAGACGGAGCUCUCCUGGGGGGUUUACACGAAGGAAUCUUCAUAUUCAUUUGCACUGAAAUGCCUUAUCAGCCUUUCCACUGUUAUAUUGCUUGGUCUCAUUAUAAUGUACCAUGCCCGGGAAAUCCAGCUGUUCAUGGUGGACAACGGGGCGGACGACUGGAGGAUAGCCAUGACGUACGAGCGGAUCUUCUUCAUCGUGCUGGAGCUGCUGGUCUGCGCCAUCCACCCCAUCCCCGGGCAGUACGUGUUCACCUGGACGGCGCGGCUGGCCUUCACCUACACGCCGUCGGUGGCGGACGCGGACGUGGACAUCAUCCUCUCCAUCCCCAUGUUCCUGCGGCUGUACCUGAUCGGCCGCGUCAUGCUGCUGCACAGCAAGCUCUUCACCGACGCCUCGUCCCGCAGCAUCGGCGCGCUCAACAAGAUCAACUUCAACACCCGCUUCGUCAUGAAGACCCUCAUGACCAUCUGCCCCGGCACCGUGCUCCUGGUCUUCAGCAUCUCGUCCUGGAUCAUCGCCGCGUGGACCGUGCGCGUCUGCGAGAGGUAUCAUGACAAACAGGAAGUCACCAGUAACUUCCUGGGAGCUAUGUGGCUAAUUUCUAUAACCUUCCUCUCGAUUGGCUAUGGAGACAUGGUACCUCACACAUACUGUGGAAAGGGGGUGUGUCUACUAACUGGAAUCAUGGGGGCUGGCUGCACUGCCCUGGUCGUUGCCGUGGUUGCCAGGAAGUUGGAGUUGACCAAGGCCGAGAAACAUGUUCACAACUUUAUGAUGGACACACAACUCUGCAAACGAGUCAAAAACACGGCUGCUAAUGUACUCAGGGAAACAUGGCUCAUCUACAAACACACCAAGCUGGUGAAGAAGAUCGACCACGCACGGGUGCGCAAACACCAGCGCAAGUUUCUGCAGGCCAUACACCAACUACGCAGUGUAAAAAUGGAGCAGAGGAAACUCAACGACCAGGCUAACACCCUAGUGGACUUGGCCAAGACGCAGAACGUGAUGUACGACCUGGUGUCCGAGCUGCAGGAGCGGAGCGAGGAGCUGGACAAGCGGAUCGGCACCCUGGAGGACAAGCUGGACUCCAUCACUGGCAGCCUGCAGGCCCUGCCCGGCCUGCUCUCUCAAGCCAUAACGCAGCAGCAGCGGGACUUCCUGGACGGCUUUGCGCACCGGUUCCGGCCGGCCUCGCUGGGCUCGGAGCGGUCCUGGACCCCGACCCGCCGGCGCCGCUCGCCCUCCACGGCCCCGCACACCUCCUCCGACAGCGGCUAGCCUCCCCGCGCCUCUGCCAUCCGACAACAAAAAACACUCACCGCCCCGGCUCCAGCGCAGACUGACU